This is a messenger RNA of Athalia rosae (coleseed sawfly), 1391 nucleotides long. RefSeq lists its product as uncharacterized. The transcript is spliced from 6 exons. Bases 196 to 1188 code for a protein of 330 amino acids. NCBI's taxonomy places the organism in Eukaryota, Metazoa, Arthropoda, Insecta, Hymenoptera, Athaliidae. The record is from RefSeq and is a predicted model, not a curated record. Gene Ontology annotation, cellular component: mitochondrion.
GAUUUCAGUGUGAGUAAUAGCCGACUGUGACCUGCGACUUCGAUAUUCAGUUUGCUCGCGUAAGCCGGCGAGUGCGCGUCGUGCAGAUUUAGCGAGUUCGCUCUUUCAUUCGAUUCAUUCAAAAAAAAAAAAACGAGAACGAACAUUCGAUCAAAAUAUAAAAUCCAGGAAUCCCGUCGCUUAGCUCAGGGAAAAAUGUGUACGCCGGUGUCGUCAGCUUUGUGCUUUGUGAAGUCGGCACCGAGCAAUAUCGUCCGAUCAACAUCAAAAAAGUUAUCUAGAUACAAUAUUCUUCACCUGCAUCAGUUACAGCAACAGCAUAAUUCGCUCCAUACAACCGCAAUAAAGGGUUGUUGUGACGGUGCAUUGCUCUCGCGUUGCACUCACAAAACUUCAAAAUGUUUUAUUAUCGCUACGUCACAGGGGUCAACAGACCUGCGAUUACGGGCAUCUAUGACCACAGGAAUUCCCCCUGCUGCACCCGUUGAGUCCUAUGGGACCCCGGCUACUUUAUCUAAACAGCAGGCGAGGGAUCUGGCCGUUCGUUUAACGCCAGAGGAACGGGACGUUCUUAUAUCUGCUCUACAGGAAACACAGUCGCAAAAAGUAAAAGCGGAGUACGAAGGUCAGCUGGCGGCGUUUCGUUGGAGGAGCAAAUUUGGAAGACCAAGUCGAGUACCGAGUCUUGGAGAUGUGGAUCCCACGGGAACUUACUGUGCGGUGCCAGAGGAUUGGUUGCUUCGAAAGUAUGCUGCCACAGUCCCACAACCUACCAGGCACGAUUUAUUUCGAGUAUCGCUCACUAAUGCAAUUCCAUUCGUUGGAUUCGGUUUUCUUGACAACUUCUUCAUGAUCAUCGCUGGUGAUCAAAUUGAAACCUCGCUCGGCGCCGUCAUAGCCUUGUCCACGAUGGCAGCUGCUGCAUUUGGAAAUACAAUUUCUGAUAUACUUGGAAUUGGUUCAGCAUUUUACGUUGAACGACUUGUCCAGAAAAUCGGCUUUAAAGCUCCAAAGUUGACUCCAAUUCAAUUGGAUCUGCCAAAGUCUAGGAGAGCAGCUAAUCUGGGACGUGUCCUCGGAGUGACGAUCGGCUGCCUGUUGGGAAUGACUCCUUUACUUAUUCUCCAUAAAGGAGGUAAAGAUAAAGAGGGCCAAGGCGCGGAAGAACCAGUGAAAACCAGUGAUUAGUAAAAUUGAUGAAGUUUUUGCCGUUGCAACAAUCUUCUUUGUACAAAUCCGGAACGGUUAAGAGAUAGCCAGAUUUUAAUAAUUAUUUAUGAAUUGUAAUAUAUUAUUGCAAGUUUAAAUUGCAUAGAUUCUCCUAACGUAACAUGUAUUUAAUGUGUGUAUUUGUGUAUAUAGCUAGAGACAAAUGAAACGAUGCAAAAAGA